CGUUGGCGGAAGGAAGCGCCCAGCUUGGGGCAGUGACGUAGUGGAGCGCCGGGGCCUGGCCCCGGCCUGAGGCCGGCAGCAUGUGGGGAGCGGCCGAAGCGUUCCAGAUUUUCAGCCUUCGCAAGUCCUCUCGUUGAUGAUUUCUGCAAAGUAGGAUGAAUGCUCUGCCAGUGGUUGGUGCUUGAGUACAAUGUUUGGAUUAAUGGAAAUGCUUCAAAGAGCAUCAGAAGAAUUCUCUCCAAAGAUGGAGAUUCCUGAGGAGGAGAUGGAUACAACUGAUACCCAAUGGGGCUGGUUUUACUUGGCUGAAUGUGGCAAAUGGCAUAUGUUUCAGACUGAUUCAAACACUCAGUGUUCAGUUAGCAGUGAAGACAUUGAAAGGAGCUUCAAAAUGAACCCGGAAGGCUCUGUUUCUUUUACUACUGCAAAAUUUAACUACAAGUUAGACUUUUCAGUGAUGAAACAAACCAAUCUGACUACUGGAAAACAGCGUCCAAUAAAGCGAGCUCCCUUUUCUAUCAGUGCUUUCAGUUAUAUCUGUGAAAAUGAGGCUAUCCCAAUGCCUUCACACUGGGAGAAUGUAAAUACAGAGGAACCAUAUCAGCUUAUUCCUUUGCAAAAGCAAACAAAUGAAUAUAAUGAAGUUUCUAGUCUCUUUGGGAAAACAAUGGAUAGCAACCGAAUUAAAAGAAUUCAGAGAAUUCAAAAUCUAGACUUGUGGGAGUUUUUUUGCAGGAAAAAAUCUCAGCUAAAGAAGAGAAGAGGUGUCCCUAUCAUUAAUGAACAAAUGUUAUUUCAUGGUACCAGCAAUGAAUUUGUAGAAGCAAUAUGCAUUCAUAACUUUGACUGGAGAAUAAAUGGUAUGCAUGCUGCUGUGUAUGGAAAAGGGACCUAUUUUGCAAGAGAUGCAUCGUACUCCAGUCGUUUCUGCAAAGACGAUAUGAAGCAUGGAGACACUUUUCAAAUCCAUGGUGUCAGUCUGCAACAUCAUGUGCUCAGAACGUAUAAAGUUAUGUUUCUUGCUCGUGUUUUAACUGGAGACUAUGUCAUUGGAGAUUCCAAAUACAUGAGACCUCCUUCAAAAGAUGGGAGCUUUGUGAACUUAUUCGACAGCUGCGUGGAUAGUACUUGGAAUCCAAAGAUCUUUGUUAUCUUUGAUACCAACCAAAUCUACCCUGAAUAUUUAAUAGAGUUCUGUUAAGUUUUGCAAGGAGCCAAACUGAAUAUUAGGUUGGUUGUGAUGGAUGGGCACUAUGUCUUUGCGAAGGAAAUAUAACUUGCAAUUUUUUUUAAAUACAUUGUGGUGAACAGAGAUGGAGAUGUGAAAGAAAAUCUGGCUUACAUCUGGAAAAUCCUUUUGGCUUAAGAUGCAGAGUAUGGACUGUUUUUACCAGGUAGAAUCUGAUUGGGGAGGAGAAGAGGGACCAGAAGAAAGAUCAGAGAGACCUAAACUCCUGAAGAAGGGGAAGUGAGGUGUUAAAUGAGUAAAAACACAUUGGCUUUCCCUCAUGAGACUGCCUCUUUGGAUCCCUGCUCUUGGAUUCUUGCCCUGUCACACAGACCUUAGAUAUACUCAAAGCUGUGUUAGUUUUCUGGCAUGGGAGGGAGCAUACUACUGCACGUGCACAGCUUGGCAUUAUGACCCAGCUAAUAGAGACAUUUAUCCCGUCCUCCCUAAGUCCUUUAUCUGUGUCUGUUCAUGGAUUCUUGCAGUCACACCACGUGUUGGUUGUUUGUGGUGGUUGAAAUUUCUUGGAAAUUUUUUUCCUCAACUUAUCUUCUUCAGCUGCUCAGGGCAGGGACUGUGGCUUCCUUUGUGCUUGUACAGUACCUAGCACAAUGGGUCUCCUGAGUGGGAUUUCUGGGUGUUAUUGCAAUGAUAACCAGUGAUUGGUGCUACAAAACGGUAAACCUUCACUGAUCCACAAGCCUUGUAAUACACACAUGCAUGCACACUCAAUAAGGCAACAUCUACACUGUGAGCUAGGGGUGUGAGUCCCCUGCUCAUGUACGCAUACUUGAGCUAGCAUGAGUAUAAAUAGUGUAGCUGUAAUAGCAUGGGUAGCAGCCAUGGAGGAAUGGCUAAGCCAUCCCGGUAUGAGUAUGUGUACACAAGCAGAGGGAAUCACCCUUAGGUUGUAGUGAACCCUCCCGACUUCUCAUCAGAGAUUUACUAGCAAAUGCGGUAGGGUGUCCUCAGACUAAGUUCUCUUUAUUUUUAUAAAAUAUUCUACAAUACAUGUACUUGGACAUUAUGAAAUUAUAAGAAGUCAAAAUAAAAAAAAGUUGUACCCUUUUGUUUGUUCAUUCACUAAUUUCCAAAAUCCAGUAACUAUUUUCCUCAAGUCUUACUGGGCUGUUGUGGCUAAAAGUAACCAACACAUCUGUUUUUUAAAAGGUAUGUAUGUUUGGCAUGCAUACAAUAUCUUCAGAAGAUCAAUAUGAUUUAUGUUUACCCUGCUUGUGUUUACUUACGCCUCUAUAGCUUGUCCACUCUGUGCCUUAUUUUCUAUUUAGACUCAAGGGAAUUGAGUGGAAAAACCCUUAAUCUCACCAGUCCAGAGUGCCAUGGAGGGUGGUUUCAGCUUUUCAUCUAGUGUCCACUCUAUCAGCUUCCCUGGUACAAUCGUCUUCAUCUGUAUUGAUAACUCUUGAUACUGAAGCUGUUUACACCAUGUAGACAGCUACUAUGCAACGUCUCGGGCUUUAAAAAAGUUGAAUGGUAGUUCUUAGUUCUAAAUCAGAUAAAUUACAGGGAGGAAGUUGGUGUAUUUUUCAUUUGAUUGGAAUAACUGUAGCCACCGAGAGAUUCUAUUUUGUGGUUUUUCAUAGUGUGUCCUUACCAAGUCCAGUUUCAGCCAUCAGUGUUCAGAGGUGACAUCUAGAUAUUUAUACUGUAUCUCCUCUGGCAAGGCCCUCCUGUACCUAGACUCUUUCCUUGACAACCAACACUAUGGCAUUGAGGCAACUGAUUCAGCAUGUCCCCAAUACUGGUUGUCACAUGGCUGGCUGAGUGGGCAUUUCUGUCUCUUUUGGGUUCUUCUCCUCACUUAUAAGAAGUGAGGAAACGAUCAACUACAGUGGAUAACUCCUUGCAUCCAACCUGUAUUGAGGAUGGUGGGGCUUGCUGUCAGAUGAAAUAAAAAUGGCAACUAUGUUCAUAGCAUUCAGAGCUAUGAUGUAAACCCCGCACCUCUUUUCCCAAGCUUUUACAGAACAUCAUCCUUGCUCAUGACAACACUCCUUCUCUUCAAAUUCAGUAAUAAUGACAUUUUAAACAAGCAACAACCUGCUAAACUUACCCCUUUCUGGCAAAGUAAAGAAGAGGAGAAGAGGGAGAGAAAGAUCAUUGAUGUUGUUAUUCUUAGGAGGCACUCAGCUACUAUGGAGAAAGCAACCAGUAUUAGAACCCAUUUGGAUAAAGAAAGGAGAUUAUAGUGUCAGUUGGUCUAGAGAGAAAAACAAACAAGAGGAUAUUCAGUCUCUUUCUAGGGGGGACUUCACCAUUUGUUGAUUCUCCACCAUGUGCCUUUCCAAUCUUUUGUAUUAUAACUAGAUAUUCAAUUUUUGAUUUAUCAGGAGAGCUCCUACAAGCUGUUUAAUAUCUCAGUUGCGGAGCAAAGCAGAGAAGCUCUUAUAAGUGAUGGUUUGAAGGACUCAGCCAGAGAUUUUAAGGUCUUUUUUGGAUAUUCUUGCCCCAAGUAUCUGACUUUGUCAUGAUCCUUUCCAUCUUGCUGCUGGCUUGCUUCUCCAGAUAUCAGAGCCUCCUAUAGCAGCCAUUUUGCAGGACAGUGCUAUGUGCUCCAUUACCUAGAUAGAUCUCAGUCUUUCUAAAAGGCACCAAUAUUGUGUAUGGGAGAAAAAUUCUCCCUUGGACCUAUCUCAUUCCUGAGGUGUUCUGUACAAAUUGACGUUUGUUUUCAAACUUGUUGCUUGCAAGCAAGCAUUUCAGUAGAUAAAGGCCUUAACGCCCAUGUUGUAGGGGCCAUGGCAGUUUCUACAGCUUGACAGAAUGUGUCUGAGUGAGACAUUUACUGAGUGCUUAUUGGAACUAGAUAUUUUAAAUCCAGCAUUACACUUCACAGCAAGGUCAGAACAGAUUCCAUUUUGGGGAAAGUUGGCUUGCAGUCCCUUUUUAAAAGAUGCCAGUAAACCACAUGCCAGGAGGUGGGCUGAAGUGUGCUUAAUCAGUCUCCAUGAAUGGAGUUUAUUCACAAGGAAUAAAAUCGUUGCCAGUACCUGAUGGUGGUCUUCAUGUAAUUGGCCAUCUGGGUACCUCUCUUAAUGUGCAUGUGGCCAAGAUUGGGUUAUUUUAGGGAGUGGUGUUUAUUGGGGCUGCAAUUGCAUCCUAGAUGUCCUCGUGUCAUUCCACCUGAGGGCACAAACGAUGGAGCAGACCCAAGUCUCCCUCAGUCCCUUUUUACCACCCAUGGCAGUGAGAUGGAGCCCUGCAGUAUUCACCAGCUUCUCUGAGACUCUGUUGUUGCUAGUGCUAGUCAUUAGUUAAUACAGUUGUUAGGUAGUUGGCUUUAAAAAAUGUUUUUGCCUUUUUUAAGCCUUAUCUGUGUCAUCCUCUCCACCCAUCGUUCUCUGGGACUUGAGUUGUUAUUGGCAACACUAAAGGUUCAAGAUUUAAGACCUGCUCCCCUGUGAUACGUCUGUGUCACUCAAGGAUGCGCAUUCAAAGUGCCAUUUCUAUUUAGGCAAAAGAUAUGUUUCUGACCAAUGAUCCAUCUGCUCUUCUUUUUCUAAGUGGACUCAGAAGACAUGGGAUGUCUGCCUAACAAGAGUUUUUUUUCUUUCUGGAGUUCUCUAUGAAAGCCUUCUCCGAUAAGGAGAAGGAUGUAGCUAAGACUCAAUCCUCCUGCCACCCUCCUCAGUUCAUGCCCUGAUGAGCUGUGAUUCCACCUCCACCUCCAGGGCUGAGAUGGCUGAAACCCCUGUGGUGUACUUCUUCAGAAAGGGGUAGGAAGGAUACGAGAUGAGACAUAGGUCUCCCUCUUUGAGGAGCCUCUAAACAGACCCAAGUUCACAUUUCUCAGAGGGGUAGCCGUGUUAGUCUGGAUCUGUAAAAGCAGCACAGAAUCCUGUGGCACCUUAUAGACUAAC
This is a messenger RNA of Gopherus evgoodei (Goodes thornscrub tortoise), 5109 nucleotides long. It is a transcript of the gene PARP11, whose product is annotated as poly(ADP-ribose) polymerase family member 11. The record is from RefSeq and is a predicted model, not a curated record. NCBI's taxonomy places the organism in Eukaryota, Metazoa, Chordata, Testudines, Testudinidae. Gene Ontology annotation, molecular function: NAD+ poly-ADP-ribosyltransferase activity. The transcript is spliced from 10 exons. Bases 191 to 1201 code for a protein of 336 amino acids.